CAUGGCUCUGUUCUUGCAGCAGCAUUUUCUGUUGCAGUUACUGGUGCCCAAGUAAAGGGACAGGUCGGGGGCUCCAUGCUGCUGAUGGCAGAGCGCCACCCUGGCUUCCAAAUUUGAGAGGCCAUCUGGAGAUCUCUCUGGCCUUCAGAGGAUCUCCUGGCCACAUCCUUCCGAGGUUUGCUAGAGACUCUGUACCACUCCCACUUCCUGGGUCGAACCCAGAUGCACAGCAAUCUGAGCCUGGAGGUCCAGCCACUGAAGUCUGGAGACAAGCACUUCUCUGUCUUGCUAGUGGACACUGAAGGUCAGACCUGGACCCAGAUCCUGCAGCUCAAGGUGUAUGAUGCAGUUCCCAGGCCCAUGGUACAAGUGUUCAUUGCUGUAUCUGGAGAUGCUCAGUCCCCCAAGACCUGCCAAGCAUUCCUGUCUUGUUGGGUCCCCAACAUCAGUGAUAUAACCUAUAGCUGGAAACAGAAGGGGACCAUUGGCUUUGGUACCAAGCCACAUGGCCUCUUCAUGGAUAGACAGGUGUUGACGGUUUCACUGGGACCAGGAGACAAGGGUAUGGCUUAUUCCUGCAUUGUCUCCAGCCCUGUCAGCUGGAACUCAACUGUAGUCAAUUCCUUGGAGAGCUGCAAUCAUGAGGCAGGGAAAUCCUCCUACAAAGAUGUGCUGCUGGUGGUUGUGCCUGUUUUGCUGCUCCAGAUCCUGGCUGGUCUCCUCUCUGCUUGGCACUGGGGCCCCUGCUCAGAAAAAAAGAAGAAGGAUGCCUGUGUUAAUGGAGUGGCUCUAGAGACAGAGAACCCCCUUGUGUAGGAUCUGCCAUGAGGAAGAAGAUAAAGUGAUGCUAGAUCAUGAGGAACUCCACUGCCCAGGCACAUAACAAUCUAGGACAUAGUUGGUGUCUUGAAACUACCAUGGUUCUUGUACAUCUGUGAGACUUUGCCCCACUUCCCAGGAGCAGCCCGGGCAGUUGCUACAUUGGGAGGAUAGAAAACACUGGCAUGACCAUCUAUACCCUCCCUCUUCCCUCUCCCCUUGUUGCAUGUCCUGGCACAGGUUUGGGAAAGUUGGGCCAAAGAGUAUAUUCCCUAAAAGACACUGGGCAGUCUCUUGGACCCACAGGGACAGUGAUUGUUGAGAGCAUUCACAUCCUACCACUGCUCAUGAAGUAUUGUUAUGGACUAUUUGUCCCCUCAAAAUUCAUAUGUUGAAGUUCUUAAGCCCCAAUAUCUCCAAUAUGAGUAUUUGGAGAUAGGGACUUUAAAUAGAUAAAUAUGGUCAAAUUAAGUCACUGGAGUGGGGUUUUAAUCCAAUAUACCUGGUGUCCUUUUAAGAAAAGGACAUCAAAUGUCCUUGGUGACCAGAAAUACACACACACAUAGAAAAAUGGCAUGGGAAGACAGAGAGAAUGAAGCCAUCUGCAAGCCAAAGAGUGAGGCCUCAAGAAACCAAACCAUCUGACACAUUGAUCUUGGACCUUCAGCCUCCAGAACUACAAGAAAGUAAAUGUCUGCUGAUUAAGCCACCCAGUCAGUGGUACCUUGUUAUGAUAGCUUUGACAUAUUACUUAACCAGCUAGCACAGAAAGAUUGCCUCUAGCCUGGGUUUCAGGCUUUAAAAGACAUUAGGCCUCUGAAGUAACCGUGAAUCUCUGAAUCACCCACUUCUAGCCCCAGUCCCAUCCCCUAGAGUUUAAGACCUUGAUGCUUCCUGAAGACCAAGGAAUUAUUAUAAGAAAAGAUCUAGAAAUACAUGAAAGUGGGAGGCAUUCUCUUAUUGGUCUGAAAGACUUUCAGAUCAUCUUAGUUCAUGACCCUCAAAGAUAAUUUAUGGUUAGUUAUAGAAAAUCAAAGGAUGGUUAAUAUACUGUGCUUGAGGUGGAUGCCAUUUUACACUUAAUACCUUUUUAUAUAGAAUGGAGGCCAAGGGGACUGGGCCAAAACAAGAUAGUGAGUUUGUUUUGCUUUGUUUUGUUUUGUUUGAUUCUUACUUUUUUGUUUUACAUUUUACAUAUGAGUGACAUCAUAUGGCUUUUGUUCUUUUCUUUUUGACUUAUUUCACUCAGUAUAAUAUCCUCAAGGUCCAUCCAUAUUGUUGCAAAUGGCAAUAUUUUAUCAUUUUUUAUGGCUGAGUAGUAUUCCAUCAUAUAUAUGUACCACAUCUUCUUUCUCCAUUUGUCUUUCAAUGGACACUUAAGUUGUUUCCAUAUCUUGCUGCAAUGAACAUAGGAAUGUAAGUUAGUGUUCUCAUAGUCUUCAGAUAACUACCCAGAAGUGGAAUUGCUGGAUCAUAUGGUAGUUUUAUUCUUAAUUUUUUGAGGAACCUCCAAACUGUUUUCACAGUAGCUGUACCAAUUUGCAAUGCCACCAACAAUGCACAAGUGUUCCCCUUAAUCCAAAUCCUAGACAACAUUUGUUAUUUCUUGUCUUAUUGGUACUAGCCAUUCUAAGAGGUAUGAGGUAGUAUCUCAUUGUGAUAUUCAUUUGCAUAUUCCUAAUAAUUUGUAAUGUUGAACAUAUUUUCACAUGCCUGUUGGCCAUCUGUAUGUCUUCCUUGAAAAAAUAUUUAUAGAGAUUCUCUGCCCAUUUCUUAAUUGGGUUGUUUGCAGGUGUUUUGUUGUUAAGUUAUAUGAGUUCUUUAUAUAUUUUGGAUAUUAACCCUUGACUGGAAAUAUUUGAAAUAUUUUCUUCCUUUCUGUUGGUUGCCUUCUUGUUUAAAACAAAAAUGUAACAAACAAAACAACACAAACACAAACUCAUAGAUAAAGACAACAACAGAAUGGUGGUUACCAGAGGGGAAGGGAGUGGGUGAAGGACAAAAUAGGUAAAGGUAAUGAAUGGAAACCAAAUUUUCAGUGAUGAGCAUGCCAUAGGGUAUACAGAUAUUGAAUGAUAAUGUUGUAUACCUGAAAUUUAUAUAAUGUUAUUAACCAU
Artibeus jamaicensis (Jamaican fruit-eating bat) is the source of this 2936-nucleotide messenger RNA. It is a transcript of the gene SLAMF8, whose product is annotated as SLAM family member 8. The record is from RefSeq and is a predicted model, not a curated record. Gene Ontology annotation, biological process: regulation of B cell differentiation; leukocyte chemotaxis involved in inflammatory response. Gene Ontology annotation, molecular function: signaling receptor activity. NCBI's taxonomy places the organism in Eukaryota, Metazoa, Chordata, Mammalia, Chiroptera, Phyllostomidae.